AUGGCGUCCAGAAUCAAGACGGCCCUCUGGGGCCCGCCGUCGGUCGAGCGCUCGCUGCUCAUCAAGCUCGACUUCACCGUGCUCAUCUACUUCUCCGUGGUGUGGUUCCUGUUCGGCAUCAAUCGCGCCAGCUACAGCACCGCCUACAUCAGCGGCAUGAAGGAAGAUCUGAACUUCCAAGGGAAAGACUUCAACUACAUGCACACAAUCUAUCUCGUCACCUACGCCGUGUUCCAGAUCCCAUCAACCUCAAUCUUGACCAUCGUCAAACCGCGAUACGUGUUUGUCGCCGCCAACACCGUUUGGAGCGUGCUCACGCUGGUCACUUUCCGAGCGACUCACGUCUAUCAAGUCUUCAUUCUCAAUGGGUUUGAAGGCGCCUUUUCUGCCAUUGCAUAUGUGGGUGCGCAUUUCAUCUACGGAUCGUGGUAUAAGCAAUCCGAGCUUGCUACCCGCGCAGCCGUCUUCUGCGCUUUUGGCAACCUCGGCAAUAUGGCGGGAGGCUGGAUCCAGGCCGGUCUUUUGGCUUCUCUCUCCAACGGCCCGAUCGCUCCAUGGCGGCUCAUUUUCGUGGUGGUUUCAUGUGUUACAAUCCCCUUCGCCGUAUUUGGCUGGUUCGCGAUUCCCGAUCUGCCAGAACACCGCUCCGCCAGGUUCCUAUCUCCCGAAGAGAGGGACCUCGCAGUUACCCGCCUCGGCCGGACCAAGACCAAAGAAUGGGACUUGAGCAUUUUUCGGCGUGUUCUUCUCAGCUGGCAAUUCUGGCUGCUCCCAACCGUGUUCAUGCUCUACUCGCUCAGUGUCCAAGCGAUACAAAACAAUGUGAUGCCCCUCUGGAUGGCCUCUCGCGGAUACGGCGUCAUCCAACAGAACAACUACCCGACAGCAAUCUACGCAACAGGCAUCAUCGCAACGUUCAUCUACUGCGCAGUAUCUGACAAGCUUCGCUCUCGCUGGCAGGCGUCCCUGUGCAUAGGCUUCACUUUCAUCGUCAGCAGCGCCAUCUUGAUCUCAGACCCGCCAGACGCGGGCUACUUUUUCGCCUUCUACCUCAUGGGCACGACGUACGCGCCGCAAGCGCUCUGGUACUCGUGGAUGGCUGAUCUCACGGCCCACGAUCUGCAACUCCGAGCAAUCACGACAGGCUUCAUGAACUCAUUCGAUUUUGCAUUUGUGACGUGGUGGCCUCUUAUCUUUUAUCCCGUGACCGACGCGCCAAACUACCAAAAGGGGUACAUUGCCAGCUUGGUGACGGGGGCGCUGACCGUGCCAGUUAUCUUGUUGAUUGCUUUUCUCGAGAGGAGAGGAAGACGAAACGGAACUCUUGCUGGCAAUAUCAAUGAAGGUUCCUAUUCAGACGAAUACACUGACACCGUUGAACACACCAAUGCUAACGAGCGCACCAACACCGACGAAGAUGCAAAUACGGCAAAGGGCGCCGAGAUAGCGACAGAUGUGUCGCGCAGGUAA
Molecule: messenger RNA, 1470 nt
Organism: Colletotrichum chrysophilum
Lineage: Eukaryota; Fungi; Ascomycota; Sordariomycetes; Glomerellales; Glomerellaceae
Exons: 6
Coding region: 1-1470 (489 amino acids)
Biological process (GO): pantothenate import across plasma membrane
Cellular component (GO): plasma membrane
Molecular function (GO): pantothenate transmembrane transporter activity
Source: RefSeq, a predicted model, not a curated record